AUGGUAGAUACCAAUGGAAAGCACUAUGUGGGUGGGAAGGUACAACUCAUAGACAAUUGUGACUCAGAUAAGUGGUCUAAAUUAGAGGUGGAUGAUAUAUUGGAGAAGAUCAAUUUUGAUGUGAGUAGGUUAGAAUACUAUUAUUUGAAGCCUGGGAUGAGCUUAGACGAUGGCUUGAUGAGAUUGUUUGAUAACCUCUCAUCAGUGGAGAUGGCCGAGAUUGGAGUUCAAAAGGGGGUUGUGGAUGUGUUUGUGGUUGAAGCUAAUGACUUAGUAGUUAGUCAAAUAACACAGGAAAAUUCUAUUGAUGGUGUGGGUGGUGAGUCUGGGGACGAAGCAAUGAGAUCUGAGGGUUAUGAAUUUGGGGAUGAAGAUGACAAGGCAGAUUAUGAAGAUUGUGAAUUUGGGAAGGGUGAGGGGAUUGAGGAGGCUGCUGCUUGUGGGAAAGGGAAGGCAUUUGAGAAUGGUACUGGGAAAGGGAAGGGGAAGGUUGCUGAUGAUGAUCUAGAAGAGGAUCCUUCCUUCAUUGAUAGCGACUACGACCUCAGUGACCAUGAGGAAGAUGCUAUCAUGGCUGGUCAAGUAGAAGGGUGGAAGAAGAUUGUGGAUGAGAUGGUGAAUGACCACAUGGGAGAUACUAGCGAUAGUGAUCACCUUCCUAAUGAGUCACCAAAUUCAUCAAGCGAAGAAGAGAUGGAGCAUGAUGACAACAAUGAUAAACUUGUGUCAAGACGGUAUAGGCGCUUGAUGGAGCAUGAUGACAACAAUGAUAAACUUGUGUCAAGACGGUAUAGGCCAGCAACCGAUCUCAAUGACCCCAGAUGGGAACUUGGGAUUCGGUUUAAUUGCAAGGAAGACUUUGCUGACCUCAUCCGUCAUCAAGGAGUAUUGCAUGGAAAGAGACUGAGAUUGGUGAAGAAUGACAGCAUUCGGUGCCUCGCGAAAUGUAAAGGGGUGAUUAUGAGUAAGAAGAAACUUGCAUGUCCAUGGGGCUGAUCGCCGCUAUGAGGUCCUACGUAGAGCACGCCGAACACCGGAUGUGUGUAUGGCACAUGCAUAACAAUUUC
Messenger RNA from Salvia hispanica, 1067 nucleotides. Lineage: Eukaryota; Viridiplantae; Streptophyta; Magnoliopsida; Lamiales; Lamiaceae. The record is from RefSeq and is a predicted model, not a curated record.